AUGAUGAGUCUUGAAAGACAAAUCAAUCUUGAUAAUCAUCGUGAGGUCAUGGAAUCAAUGGAAUUAUACAAGAAUCAGCUUGUUGAAAUUCAAGGAAGCUUGAGAAGAACAAAUGGUGAAAGGUUGGAGUAUGCCGACUCCGUUGCAAGAAAGUUUCAAGAGAAAGAAAAUGCAAAAGGUGCUGCUGAAAGAGAACAGACUCGUAUCACUCAAGGUGAGCCUAGUAGAAGAGGUCACUGUGUAUCAACCGGUACCAGAUCUAAGCGUGCUCCAACCAACAAUGAAAAUCCAAGGCCAGCCAAAAGAGGAGGAGCUCGAAGAAGUGGUGAUCGCGGAGGCCGAAGUAGUAUUGGUGGUGGUGGUGGGCAAUCUGGUAGUGAUCGAGGAGGUCGCACUAGUGGCGGUGAUCGUGGUGGGAGAUCUAGUAGAAGCGGUCGCGGUGGUCGUGCUCAUCCUCCGUUUCAAAAUCUGCUAACUAGUGAAGGGAUAAGAGGUGGAGGUUUCAACUAUCCAAUUGAUCCUCGUGUAAAAAGGGAAGAACAAUGA
This is a messenger RNA of Impatiens glandulifera, 546 nucleotides long. Its product is annotated as keratin, type II cytoskeletal 1-like. Lineage: Eukaryota; Viridiplantae; Streptophyta; Magnoliopsida; Ericales; Balsaminaceae. Bases 1 to 546 code for a protein of 181 amino acids. The transcript has a single exon. The record is from RefSeq and is a predicted model, not a curated record.